Messenger RNA from Sorex araneus (European shrew), 948 nucleotides. RefSeq names its product olfactory receptor 2A12-like. Gene Ontology annotation, molecular function: G protein-coupled receptor activity; olfactory receptor activity. Gene Ontology annotation, cellular component: membrane. Bases 1 to 948 code for a protein of 315 amino acids. Lineage: Eukaryota; Metazoa; Chordata; Mammalia; Eulipotyphla; Soricidae. The record is from RefSeq and is a predicted model, not a curated record. The transcript has a single exon. Gene Ontology annotation, biological process: G protein-coupled receptor signaling pathway.
AUGCAGAGUCUCAGCAAGGAAAACCACAGUGCUGUGUCUGAGUUCAUCCUCCUGGGCUUCUCCAGUGAACCACAUGUCAGAAUAAUCCUGUUCACCUUUUUUCUCCUCCUCUACCUCGUCACCCUUCUGGGCAAUGGACUCAUCGUUUCCCUGAUCUAUCUGGAUUCACACCUUCAUACACCCAUGUACUUCUUUCUUAGUAUCCUCUCGCUGGUGGACAUGAGCUAUGUCACCACCACCGUGCCCCAGAUGUUGGUUAAUAUGGUGCAUCCAAGGAAAACCAUCUCCUGGGGUGCAUGUGUAGCCCAGAUGUUCAUCUUCUUGGUACUAGGUAUUGGUGAGUGUGUCCUCUAUGCUAUAAUGGCCUAUGACAGGUAUGUGGCCAUUUGCUUCCCCCUACACUAUACCCUCCUUAUGAGCCGUUCUGUUUGCAUCAAGAUGGUCAUAGUCUGUUGGUCCAUUAGUAUAGCCGGGUCUCUGAUCUAUACUAUCUUCACUAUGCGUUUGCCCUAUUGUGGCCCCUACAAGAUCAACCACUUUUUCUGUGAAGUCCCUGCUGUCCUGAAGUUGGCCUGUGCAGACACAUCUUUCAAUGACCGUUUGGAUUUUAUCUUGGGUUUUAUCCUACUUUUGGUCCCGCUCUCCCUCAUCCUGGCCUCUUAUGUCCGUAUCUUUGCUUCCAUCUUAAGAAUACGCUCGACCCAGGGAAGGCUCAAGUCCUUCUCCACAUGUGCUUCACACGUCACUGUGGUCACCAUGUUCUAUGGGCCAGCCAUGAUUAUGUAUAUGAGGCCUGGUUCCUGGUAUGACCCAGAAAGGGACAAAAAGCUAGCUCUGUUUUACAAUGUUGUUUCUGCCUUCCUCAACCCCAUCAUUUAUAGCCUCCGGAACAAGGAUGUAAAAGGGGCCUUUCUGAAAGUGUUUGGUGACAGAAAGACAACUCAGUGA